Solanum tuberosum (potato) is the source of this 936-nucleotide messenger RNA. RefSeq lists its product as uncharacterized. The transcript is spliced from 4 exons. NCBI's taxonomy places the organism in Eukaryota, Viridiplantae, Streptophyta, Magnoliopsida, Solanales, Solanaceae. The record is from RefSeq and is a predicted model, not a curated record. The coding region runs from base 68 to 373 and encodes 101 amino acids. Gene Ontology annotation, cellular component: mitochondrion.
UUUUUUUUUUUUACAAUUUCUCUCACUGUAUUAGUUUUCUUCCCUUAGCUUCCUCUUUUGGUUGUCAAUGGCGUUGGAAGCAUACGCAUCACAAAAUACUGAUAAAAUUCAUACAGAUGUUCUUUCACAAGCUCGAAUUUCUUGUUACAAGGCAAGAGAUGCAUUUUAUUCAUGUUUGGAGAAAGAAUCGAACAAGGAACCUACAGAAAUCGCGACAGUUGGGCUUUUAUACCCUGUUGAAUGCAAGAAAACCAGGGAGGAAUAUGUGAAACAAUGUAGACCUACUUGGGUUAAGCAUUUUGAUAGGCAGUAUUGUGGUAAGAAGAGGGUUCAGAGACUUUUGGAUGAUAAUGACUCAAGGAGAGGGGUUUAAAGCUUGGUUUUAAGGAAGAGGCUAGUGCAUAACUCAUUGUCGUGGUAAAUUUAUUGGCUGAUUCUUGCUUUGAAUGUUCCGAAUUUCCAUAUUAGAACAGGAGUACUAAACAUGUUGAAUUUCUAGGGAUCAACCAUUUGAGUGACCUGCUUCUUUUCAUAUUGGUGACUUGUUCUACGUGAGUUUAGAAGAUCCUGAGACUGUAUUUUACUUGCAGAGUGCAAGUAAAUGUAAUGCGGAGUCUCUGCCUUCAGAAUAGGAGUUCAACUCUUAUAGUUAUACAGUUUCUUGAGUGAAGUACUUUUCUGCUACUCUUUUCAGUUUAGUAUGCAGAGUGGUAUUUAUUUGGAUUAGGAUCUUUAUUCUUUUGCUUUUGUUCUUAUAUGGUCAAAGUUGAACAUGUUUUACAAGGCUGUCAUAAUGCCACUAUGAUGGAAGUUGAUUGAUUUAUAACAAGUGAAACCAUUUUGAUGUUCUUUGAAAUGUGAAACUAAGGGGAACUUUUGUCUAUUCUUACUGAAAAACAAGGUAAACAAUUUAUGUUAUUGUGACUUCUUCCUCUA